Messenger RNA from Aedes aegypti (yellow fever mosquito), 529 nucleotides. Its product is annotated as larval cuticle protein A2B-like. The transcript is spliced from 2 exons. The coding region runs from base 85 to 465 and encodes 126 amino acids. Gene Ontology annotation, cellular component: extracellular matrix. The record is from RefSeq and is a predicted model, not a curated record. Lineage: Eukaryota; Metazoa; Arthropoda; Insecta; Diptera; Culicidae.
GCUGUUGAACCUCUAGUAACUGUAUCAGUCGAUUUGUUGUUCUUAAGCCAUUCAGUAGCAAUUCGUAGCAAAAUACAUUCAAUCAUGUCUUUCAAAUUGUUCAUCGUGCUUGUUGUCUGCAUUGGCACCAUCGCAGCUCAGCAUUAUUAUCAACAGGCUCACAACAGUUAUCAUCAGGAAGAAGAACACUACGCUCCUGCCCACUACGAGUUCCACUACGAUGUUCACGAUGAUCAUACCGGAGAUGUGCACGGGCAGAAGGAAACUCGCGAGGGAGAUAAGACCCAGGGAGAAUACUAUCUGAUUGAUGCCGAUGGUCACAAGCGCACUGUCACUUAUCAUGUUGAUGGCAAGAGUGGAUUCAUCGCUGAGGUUCACCGUGAGCCAAUCAAGGGAUACCAGGCACCUCAGCCGGUGCACAAGAUCGUGGCAGCUCCAGUUCAGCAGCACUACUAUCAUCACUAGGCGUUUGCAAAGAACAACGAAAGAUAUUCAUUAAUUUAGCAAAAUUUAGUCAAAAUAAAUUCUU